Messenger RNA from Galendromus occidentalis (western predatory mite), 1119 nucleotides. RefSeq names its product E2F-associated phosphoprotein-like. Lineage: Eukaryota; Metazoa; Arthropoda; Arachnida; Mesostigmata; Phytoseiidae. Bases 278 to 1000 code for a protein of 240 amino acids. Gene Ontology annotation, cellular component: nucleus. The transcript has a single exon. The record is from RefSeq and is a predicted model, not a curated record.
CGAAGAGGUCCGAGCCGCCGCAUGUGCCGCAUCAUAGAAAUUCGCGCUGCCGGCUGAUGGUUAUCGAGGUGUAAACAUUCCCGGGGAUCGGAGAUGUGACAGUAGCUUGACUAUCCUAGCAGGCUAGCGAAUCAUUCUGAUGAGGAUCCUCUCUCCGCAAUCAGGCAUCCGUGAUCUGCGGCUCGUGAAGCUACGAUUCGAAGUGGAGUGGAGUAGCGCGUAGAUAAGCAACUUCCGGAGAUUCGAAUCCACACCGUCUCCCCACUCAGGUACGAACAUGGAACCUUUUGAGAAGAUCUACGAUGCGGAUUACGAAGCGGGCGAUAGUGACAGCGUCCGGGGCAGUGACAGCUCGGACGAUUGUUUAGAGGACUUCGAAAGAGAGAUGCAGGACGCCCUCGACAAACGCGUCGGACUCAAGACUCCACCGAAACAUAAAAAUCGACCAGAUGACCAACCCGCCUGUGAGCAUGAACAACACGCAGAUUUGAAUUCCGCAGCAGGCUCAAGGCUCGGCGAAGGUGAUCCCGCUCAGCCCAAUGGAGGAUCCUCGCAAAAAACGGCUGAAGACGCAAACGACGAUUUGUUCUAUGAUCCCGAUGAAGACGAAGACAAUGAGAAGUGGGCUCAGCGGCAGCGUCAGCAAAGCAUAUUUCCGGCUUCCUCCAGUGCUCGAGUCGAGCCCCUUCCACGGAGCGAUGCUGUUCUGAACUGUCCAGGAUGCAUGACGCUCCUCUGUCGGGACUGCCAGGCCCAUGAGACGAAAUCCGGUCAAUACCGCGCGAUGUUCGUCUUGAAUUGCAAGCCCGAUACAUCAGUACAAGUUCCAGGGCCCUUGACCAAGGACCGACGCAAGCGGCGGAGGGGAGGCCGCGAUCAGGCAUCUGAAUCAGACGAUAAGAUGCUUUUCCAUCCUUUCCAUUGUAAUUUCUGCCAAACUCGGAUCGGUGUGUUCGAUAGCGAUGAAGUAUACCACUUUCUCAACGUUCUGGCCAGCUGAGGGAGAUCUUCUAUCAGGGCAGUACGUCCUCCGACAGUAUUUGUCCAUUUUCCCCCUCCCACGGCAUAAACGCGCACGACGGCAGGAACAUCCGGAGCUUGAGAUCAGUGCCGCUGAAG